Messenger RNA from Daucus carota subsp. sativus, 1321 nucleotides. Its product is annotated as trihelix transcription factor ENAP1. The transcript has 2 exons. The record is from RefSeq and is a predicted model, not a curated record. Gene Ontology annotation, cellular component: nucleus. NCBI's taxonomy places the organism in Eukaryota, Viridiplantae, Streptophyta, Magnoliopsida, Apiales, Apiaceae. Bases 193 to 1170 code for a protein of 325 amino acids. Gene Ontology annotation, molecular function: transcription cis-regulatory region binding.
CACAAUGAGCCUGCUCUUUUCUUUUUUCUUCCUCUAAAUUGGUAGUGGCUUCUCCUUUUACCCUUUUGGUUCCAUUCCUGUCUGUCCAUUAUUCUCAUUUUAUCACAACUUUAAGCCUGUUGAGAUAACAAUGAGCCAGAUGCUUAGCUGCCUUAACCGCUAAACUCAUGUAAAUUUAUUGCAUGAGAUGAGAUGGAUACCGAUAUUAAGCAAGAAACCACAGCAACAAACGACUCCCAGAGAAAACUUCUUGGUGGUAGCAGCAAUGACAGGAUCAAACGAGACGAGUGGAGUGAAGGCGCGGUCUCGAGCCUCCUUGAGGCUUAUGAGACCAAAUGGGUGCAUCGGAACAGGGCAAAGCUCAAGGGGCAGGACUGGGAGGAGGUAGCCAAGUUUGUGUCGUGUCGUGGCAACUCAACUAAGUCGCCAAAGACACAGACUCAGUGUAAGAACAAGAUUGAGUCGAUGAAGAAGAGGUACAGGUCAGAGUCUACUGCUGCUGAGGCAUCGUCGUGGCCACUUUUUCCCAAGCUGGAUCAUUUGUUGCGUGGGAGCAUUACAACUCAGCGAGCUCCAGUGCUGCCACAGCCGACACUUUUCAGUUCAGGUGUGAUGGUGACAGAACCAACCCUGCUGCUGGCAUCUCAGCUUCCUCCAGCAUCGCCUAAAGAGCCACUUUCACUGCUUACACCACCACCUCUGGCUUCUCCAAUCAAUACUGGAAUUGCUGCAGCAAAUUCACAUGGUUCAGAUGGUGCUGAUCAGGUAGCUAAGGCAGAUGGAAUGGAUACGAAAGUAUCAGACCACUUAUCAGACAAACAGGCAAUAGACACCGACAGUAGCACACCAGCCUUGUGCAGCAACAAGGAGAAGACAAAGUCUGAAAAUUUCACAAACAAAACACAGAGAAAGAAGAGACGGAGAAGAGGAGAAUGGGAGAUAGGGAGUAGUGUUAGGUGGUUAGCAGAGGUAGUGCUGAGGACAGAGCAGGCAAGAGUAGAUGCAAUGAGAGACUUGGAAAGGAUGAGAGCAGAAAGCGAGGCCAAGAGAGGAGAAAUGGAGCUUAAACGCACCGAGAUUAUUGCUAAUACUCAGCUGGAGAUUGCUAAGAUCUUUGCAAAUAUGGGCAAAGGGGUUGACUCUUCACUGAGAAUUGGAAGAGAUGGAUGAUAUUGAGGGAAACUAAUUACUUCAUUGUCAUGUUUAAAUAAUAUAUACAUAUUCAAGCUAUUAUGCUGGAGUUAUAGCAGACUAACAAUAAUAUUGAUGUUACACUAUAAUAUAUUAUAUUUACAAAUAUGAAUCAUGAUAUAUUGCCCAA